This is a messenger RNA of Pyrgilauda ruficollis (rufous-necked snowfinch), 1578 nucleotides long. RefSeq names its product high mobility group nucleosome binding domain 1 (gene HMGN1). The transcript has 4 exons. The coding region runs from base 16 to 726 and encodes 236 amino acids. Gene Ontology annotation, biological process: chromatin organization. Gene Ontology annotation, cellular component: nucleus; chromatin. NCBI's taxonomy places the organism in Eukaryota, Metazoa, Chordata, Aves, Passeriformes, Passeridae. The record is from RefSeq and is a predicted model, not a curated record. Gene Ontology annotation, molecular function: nucleosomal DNA binding.
GACGCGGGCGGGCCAAUGGCGAGGCGGUGCGCUCGGGGCGGGGCGCGCGGCGAUCCGGCUGGAUCCUGUUGCGGCGCCGCUGGCGCUGCUGGGAUGGGGAGGGGGGCGGCUCCGCUGCGCAGCCGGGCUGGGGCGCGCAGGCGGCCGCAGCAGCGCUCGCAGCAGCCGCGCCACACGAGCAGCCGCAGCCGCGGGGGUCGCGGCCGGGAGCCUCGAGAUGCCCAAGAGGAAGGUGAAGGCGGGCGGCAGCGAGCGGGGACGGCCGGGAGCGUGUGGGGAGCGGGCUCGGCGGGAAGCGGCCGCGCCGCGGGCUCCGGUGCGGCGGGCGGCGCCUUCCCCUUGUGCCGCGUGGCUCGGCGGGCCGGGGAGGGGGCGCAGGGCGGGGGGCAGGCGGGGCUGCCCCGGCCCGCCCGCCCCUCACGCCCUUCUCUCUCUCUCUGUGUCUGUGUGUGUCUCCCCCCGCAGCCCAAGCGGCGAUCGGCGCGGCUCUCCGCGAAACCCGCGCCUGCCAAAGCAGAGCCGAAACCUAAAAAGUUACCGGCAAAGGACAAAUCUGAGGACAAGAAAGCUCCAUCAAAGGGGAAGAAGGGGCCUAAAGGAAAACAGACAGAAGAGACAAACCAAGAGCAGACAAAGGACAACCUGCCUGCAGAAAAUGGGGAAGCUAAAACUGAGGAGACCCCAGCACCUGAUGCAGCUGCAGAGAAAGAAGUGAAGUCUGAGUGACACCUGCUCCCACAUCUGUAACUGGUGGUCCUUAAAUCUUUCUUCUUGUACAAUUCAGAGGAAUAUUUUUAUCAACUAUUUUGUAAAUGCAAGUUUUUUAGUAGUUCUAGAAAACACGUUUUUAAAAAGGAGAGAAUCCCGACUCAACCCAUUUUUUUACAUAUUUAGAUAAGUGUAAAUGCUUUUUUUAAGUGGUAAAAUCAUGUACUGGUUGUCUGUUUUCUAUGAAACCAGAAAUUAACGGUGUGUUAAUUAAGGAGAGGGCAUUGAGGCCGUGAUUAGACCUCAUGUUCCACAGACUCCAAGGGACAGUUUUCUAUCCUAUAAAAUGAAGCAUAACACAGAUCAGACUUUGGAAUUCAUAAUGAUGUGUUGAGAAUGUCUUAACAUUUUAGUUAUUUAUCUUUCUCUAUGGUUGUACCAUCAGUAGAAUUGCUUAUCUAAUAAAACUGCUCCCUAGUGGUGGAUUUCUUGCUGAGUGAUGUAUAUCAGUGACAAAGUUAUUUUUGGUAGUUGCAGCUUUAUUUUUUUUCCAACAACUUUGUAGCUGUGAUGCAAAAGAUUGGAAACUUUUAUUUUAUAUCUUUAAAUACUGUCUUAAGUAAAAGUUUCUGCUUGGCAGAUGGAACUUGUUAUGUCAAUAUUUGAGAUACUGGAACUUCACAUCUAGUUUUCAAGGACAGCUUGUCUACAAAGAUGGAGUGAAAAAAUAUUUGAAAUAGUGCUAGGAAAAAAAAAAACAGAAUUAGUUUUUAGAUUAAAAAAAGCUCUGUGAAUAAAAACAAUUGUAAAAUUGUUGAUAGUGUUUGUGAUCACCAAACAAAAGCCAAAUAAAUCUUGAUUAUGAAAGGA